Messenger RNA from Colias croceus (clouded yellow), 944 nucleotides. Its product is annotated as ras-related protein M-Ras-like. Gene Ontology annotation, cellular component: plasma membrane. Bases 214 to 810 code for a protein of 198 amino acids. Gene Ontology annotation, molecular function: GTPase activity; GDP binding; GTP binding. NCBI's taxonomy places the organism in Eukaryota, Metazoa, Arthropoda, Insecta, Lepidoptera, Pieridae. The record is from RefSeq and is a predicted model, not a curated record. Gene Ontology annotation, biological process: signal transduction. The transcript is spliced from 6 exons.
UCAAUGUUCGCUUUUUCACGGGCAAUUGGGAAAAUAAAACGAAAAAAUAAGUGCCCCAAACGAUGUACGCAUGAAAACAAUUAUUUAUCAAAAUAAACUCACCGCAGUAAAGAAGUCAUUCCGUCCACCGAGAGUUUCCGUCCUCCGAACUCGAAGCAAUGAGAUAAUUAUUGCUGAUGAGCGUCGUUCGCUCGUGUUUUCUUUGGAGUCAUCAUGACGCGUCCCGGGCCGCCUAGUGAGAAUCUACCCACAGUGAAAUUGGUAGUGGUUGGCGAUGGAGGUGUCGGCAAGAGCGCGAUCACCAUACAGUUCUUUCAGAAGCUCUUUGUGACAGACUACGACCCGACCAUCGAGGAUUCGUACAUACAACACACGGAGGUUGACGGACAAUGGUGUAUUUUGGAUGUACUCGACACAGCCGGGCAGGAGGAGUUCAGUGCGAUGCGCGAACAGUACAUGCGCAAGGGGGACGGGUUCCUGCUCGUGUACUCGGUAACGGACAAGCAGAGCUUCGAGAACAUUCGCCACUUCCACACGCAGAUACUGAGGGUCAAGGAUAGGGAGACGUACCCCAUGCUGAUUGCUGCUAAUAAGGUGGAUCUGGUCCACUCUCGCGUGGUGAGCGAAGACGCGGGACGUGAGCUAGCGCGUGCGCUUUCCGCUCCGUAUAUAGAGACGAGCGCUAAGGAGCCACCGCUCAAUAUCGAUGCGGCUUUUCAUGAGUUGGUCCGCAUCAUCCGUAACCAUCCCCAACAAGAGGAGAAACAACGACGCCGCAGCAAGUUCAUAUGUAAAUGCCAAAUUCUAUAGAUUCCAUACAAAUGGCCGAUGCGCGAAAAUUUUAUUUGUUAUAAGAUCUGUAGUAAUGCUUAAAAGUUGUUUUUUGUCGAAUGAAAAAAUGUGUGGGUAGUAGAAGAGAUAUUUUUUUGUUACUGAAAACAAUC